UAGAUAACAUUAACAUUAUCACCGAAACAAGUGUGUAGGAGCUAAUUGUUGUUUUAUACUCCAAAAUGAAUAAAUAUUUUUGUCCAUUACUGAGCGUACUGAAGUCACGAACUGUGACGGCCUUGAGUCGUUCCCAUUUCACCUAUUAUCCUGACAAGUCGCCCAAGGAAGCUACAUUCACGGAUAAUGGCAGUGAAAAAAUGAAUAUGGUUCAAGCAAUCAAUAAUGCUAUGGACUUAGUACUUGCACAAGAUUCUAAAGCGCUACUAUUCGGUGAAGAUGUAGGUUUCGGUGGGGUGUUUCGUUGUUCAGUUAAUUUGCGCGAUAAGUACGGCAAAGAUCGCGUGUUUAAUACUCCACUUUGUGAGCAAGGAAUAGCUGGAUUCGCAAUUGGUGUUGCGAAUGUGGGUUCCACAGCUAUAGCUGAAAUACAAUUUGCCGACUAUAUUUUUCCAGCAUUUGAUCAAAUUGUUAACGAAGCUGCGAAAUGUCGUUAUCGCAGUGGUGGCUUGUUUGAUUGUGGCUCUUUGACGUUCCGUGUACCGUGCGGUGCUGUAGGUCAUGGUGCUCUUUAUCAUUCUCAAAGUCCGGAAGCUUACUUUGCACAUACGCCUGGUUUAAAAGUGGUAGUUCCUCGAGGACCGAUCAAGGCUAAAGGAUUGCUACUAGCUUGCAUACGGGAUCCUAAUCCAUGCAUAGUGUUUGAACCAAAAACCCUUUACAGGGCUGCUGUUGAGGAAGUGCCUACAGGAGAUUACGUCUCCGAAUUGGGGAAAGCAGAAGUUCUGCAUAAAGGAAAAGAUAUCACUUUGAUUGGAUGGGGAACUCAGGUGCAUGUACUACUAGAGGUAGCAGAAAUAGCAAAGAAAGAGCUUCAGUUAAAUUGCGAAGUCAUUGAUUUAGUAUCUAUUUUGCCUUGGGAUCGUGACACAAUAUAUAAGUCUGUUAAGAAGACAGGUCGAGUUAUCAUUGCUCACGAAGCGCCACUUACUCAAGGUUUCGGAGCGGAGUUAGCUGCCUCUAUACAAGAAAAUUGCUUUUUGCACUUGGAAGCGCCAGUGAAGCGCGUUACUGGGUGGGACACCCCAUUCCCACAUGUUUUUGAACCAUUUUACUUGCCUGACAAAUAUCGCUGCCUUUCUGCCAUAAAAGAGUUGGCAAAUUAUUAAAACGCGGUAGGUGUAAAUUUCAACGAUAUUUAUUAAUGACGCUUAAGUUUUGGAAACGGAUGCAUUUAUAUUUGUUUGUAUUUAUACGAAUUAGAUUAUCUACGUUUUAUAUUAAAUAUGUGCAAUUUUAUACAUAUUAAGCUAAAACUAAAGAAAUAAAAAAACAACUUAGAACUAUUGCAAAAAGAUUUUAAUUAUAACAUUUGUGUGCAUGUCACACAUAACUACUGAAGGGACAAGAAACAACUCAUAUUAAGAAAAACCUUUACUUCACAACAAGAUAAAUGAUUAGAGCGAAAAUCACAUUUAGAAUUAAAAUAAUAUAAAGAUACUUAAAAUAUCAUUUGUCUUUUUUGACAAUUCAUGUCCCUUGUACGGUUACUGAGCGAUAUAAACAGAUUAGAGAAACAAAAUAUUUUAAUUCGUAGAACUUACAAAAUUGGGCCCUUAAAAGCCCCAAUCCAUGUUUCAAAUUUAUGUAUUUGAGACAAAAUAUUGAUCUAAAAAAUGUGUGUCAAUUAUGUUAAUUCCAUUUC
Molecule: messenger RNA, 1705 nt
Organism: Anastrepha obliqua
Lineage: Eukaryota; Metazoa; Arthropoda; Insecta; Diptera; Tephritidae
Gene: BckdhB
Product: 2-oxoisovalerate dehydrogenase subunit beta, mitochondrial
Exons: 3
Coding region: 66-1169 (367 amino acids)
Biological process (GO): branched-chain amino acid catabolic process; response to nutrient
Molecular function (GO): catalytic activity
Source: RefSeq, a predicted model, not a curated record